Messenger RNA from Cajanus cajan (pigeon pea), 994 nucleotides. Lineage: Eukaryota; Viridiplantae; Streptophyta; Magnoliopsida; Fabales; Fabaceae. The record is from RefSeq and is a predicted model, not a curated record.
CCUUUUCAACAAUUGACAAGCCUAAACUCCUUAGUCAGUUAACUUCAAUACUUGGUGAGAUGGGACUGAAUAUUCAAGAAGCUCAUGCAUUUUCCACCACGGAUGGAUUUUCUCUGGAUGUCUUUGUCGUUGAGGGAUGGCCUAAUGAGGUAGGAAGAACGUAGCUAAGCAAUGGCCUCAUAAAAUCACUAGCAAGUGUUUUGGGAAACAGAGGGACUUUAUGUAUACCUUGACCAACUUUUUGCUAUGAGAAACUGAGGAGCUCAAAGGUGUGUUGGAAAAGGAAAUUUUAAAGGUUAAGGAUCAAUGCAUGUCAAAUCAGGGCAUGCAUUAUGCUGCCAAUGAACAAUACCAGGCAAGGGUGGAACCCUCCCCUCAUUUCAUUCAAAUACCAUCUGAUGGAGCUGAUGUCUGGGAAAUUGAUACCAAUCAGCUGAAAUAUGAAAACAAAGUUGGCUCUGGGUCAUUUGGUGACUUGUACAGAGGCACAUAUUGCAGUCAAGAUGUGGGUAUCAAAGUUCUUAAGCCUGAGCGCACAAGUACAGAUAUGCUGAGAGAAUUUGCACAGGAAGUUUAUAUCAUGAGGAAGAUUCGACACAAGAAUGUUGUUCAGUUCAUUGGCGCAUGUACUAGGCCCCCAAGUCUUUGCAUUGUUACUGAGUUUAUGUCUAGGGGAAGCUUAUAUGACUUUCUGCACAAACAAAGAGGUGUAUUUAAGCUUCCAUCUUUGCUAAAAGUAGCAAUUGAUGUUUCCAAGGGAAUGAACUAUUUGCACCAAAAUAAUAUAAUUCACAGGGACCUCAAGACUGCCAAUCUUCUGAUGGAUGAAAAUGAAGUGGUCAAGGUUGCUGAUUUUGGGGUUGCGAGAGUGCAAACUCAGUCUGGAGUGAUGACAGCUGAAACUAUUUGGGGUUGCCCCAGGUUUAGGUUGAGUAGAAAAGAGGGCAGUAGUGGAAUAGGAUCCAAAUCUGUUGGUGACAGAAUAACUAUUUGA